Molecule: messenger RNA, 918 nt
Organism: Aspergillus alliaceus
Lineage: Eukaryota; Fungi; Ascomycota; Eurotiomycetes; Eurotiales; Aspergillaceae
Product: SDR family NAD(P)-dependent oxidoreductase
Exons: 3
Coding region: 1-918 (305 amino acids)
Source: RefSeq, a predicted model, not a curated record
AUGCUACAAAUCAAUCUCGAUCAAACCCUCGUCACACAGGCGUCUGGAAAGGUCGUCCUAAUCACCGGCGCCGCCAAUGGCAUCGGCGCAGCAACAGCCUCGCUCUUCAACGCCCACGGCGCCAAAGUAGUGAUAUGCGACCUAGAAACAUGCCAGAACACCGCUAAAAACCUCAUAUCCACAUUCCAAAGCCCAGAAAAUGCCCUCUUCAUCGCAGCCGACAUCCUCAAUUGGGACCAGAUGACCGCGCUCUUUAAGCGCGCGGCGGUACAUUUCGGGCCCGUCGACAUCGUCAUCGCCAACGCAGGGACGAUGGAAACGCAGCCUGUCCUGGACCUAACAGAUGUAGACGAGGAGGGUAUUCUCAAGGAAUCGACAGAAGGAUUCAAGGUACUUGAUAUCAAUAUAAAGGGGACAAUGAACACCCUGAGACUCGCUCUCCACCACAUGAAAUCCAACCCCUCGGCAUCAGGAUCCAAAUCCAUUGUCCUAAUGGCCUCUACGUCCAGUUACUUCGGCGGCACCGGUGUAACCGCCUACGUGACCUCCAAGCACGGCGUCUUGGGUAUGCUACGCUCCUCGCAGGAUGUCGCCGCCCAACACGGGAUCCGGGUUAAUGCCGUUGCGCCUUUCUUCACGCCGACGCGCCUUACCGCGGGGUUCGCGCAGGAGUGGGAGGAGGCUGGGCUGGAGGCGAAUACGCCCCAGCGUGUGGCGGAGACGAUUGCCUAUGUUGCGAUGGAUGGGGGGAGGACGGGGUCGUGUGUUCUUGUGGCGGGGAAGUAUUUAAGGGAAAUGGAAGAGACGAUUACGGGGUUGAUUCCGAGGUGGGUCGGGGAGGAUGUGGAGGAGUUUAUGGGGAGGGCGAUGCGGUUUUUUGUUGAUAUUGGGGGGUAUGUGUUGCCGAAAAUUCUUUAG